GCACAGGAAGCCCAGAUGAAAGAAAUAGAUUAUAAAAAAAUAAAAAGUUAGAUCUAGAAGAUAAACACCGAGACUACGAGUUUGUCUCAUUUGUUAACAUUCAAAUUAUCGUUUUAUUUUCGUUAUUAACUUACGGCAUUCAAUUUUUAGUUUAGUUGAUGGGUGUCAGAUUAUAAUUCAGUAAGUUUAUCAAUAAUGGAUCCUGAUCAAGGACAAGCUGGUGGAGAUGAAGGUUUUGCAGAUGGUGAGGUUCCUGAUGAUGAAGCAAUGGAAGUGGCCAAUGCCAAUAAUGAAUCUGAUGAUGAAGUCUUACAAGGGCCUAAAGCAUCUGUUUAUUUCUGUGACUAUGACCCAGGCAAGCAGGGGCAUGAUAUACCAAAAGAAGAAGUGGAACAGAUGAUGCAGGCAGAAGCUUAUCAAAGAAAGAUUGAUACUUGCCAUUUGUGUGGCAAGUGUUGGUUUGAUAACCAGUUCAGUCAAGAUUGCACAGAAUGCGGUGGAUUUGCCAUGACUAGAAAUUGUCCUAUAUGUCUAGGCCGGUGCAGUGAAAUGUGGAAAAGAAACGUCAAGAUGUCACACAGCUACCAUGAAGCCUACUGGGAUGGAGCCUGCGGCCUACCUGAACACUUACAAAGGCCAUAUCACAUAGAGCGCUUCACAGACUCUUCAGAAGAUGGACUAUCACAGUGUCUUCAGGAUCUUUCUACUAGCUAAUCUCCCCCCCCCCCCCCCCCAAACAGAAACUGCAUUUUUUUUUUUUCUCUUUUUAUUCAUCUGCCAGUUGCCAGCUCUGGGUUUCUAUUGAAAUAAAAAAGCUUGAGCAUGGUAUAGAACUUGACCUACAUUUUAUAUGUAAUACUUUGGAAUGGCUGCACCUCAAGUCCAGCAUUUUUCUUGGCAUAGAAUGAAAUUAAUUUUAUACAAAAUGAUCAAAAACGUCUUUUCAAUUUUGGGAAAUGUCCUUUUGUUACUUGAGGUUUAACUGCUGUUAGGUGCUCAGGGGCUACUUCAAUUAUUUAAAUAGACUUUCAUUUUCCUUGUCCCUUUACAGUAUUUAGAAGUCAAUGCUCAUUGUAUACUGUAUGAAUGCUUUGGUCCAUUACUGACAGACUUCUCUAAAAGGUUUAUCUGUGCCUGGUUUAUAGAAGAAGAAAGCUGUGAACAAACUGAAGAAUGUAGAAGCAGAACAGAAAAGUGCUCCUCAUCCUUUAUUCAGCUUUUUUGGGUAUCAAGCGGUAUAAUACUGAGCUUUAUCAGAGGAGUGAAAGAAGUUGUCUUCACCACUUGGUGACAGAAGAGACAUGCUAUGUGCUAGAGAACCAACACAUUUGUUGAGAGAGCAGUCUAUGUGACUAUACACCACCUGUAUCAAGUCAUCAUGGCACUAGAAAAAUAAACAUUAGCCUUAAUGAUAUCUAGCAAUAAAUAAGUAUCAUACAAUUAUAUGUAUAAAAAAAAAUAUUAAAAAUUCCUUUGUAUAUCAUUAAUGAGGCACACAAUACUUAAAUAAGAUAAUAAUUUCUUUUAGAUAUUUUUGAAGCAAAUUGUUGAAUGCUUUUUGUACAUUUCAAAGAGGACUUGUGUUCAAUGCUUAAGUCAAGUAUUAUUUUAUAAUAUAGAAUUACAGAUGGCAUAAAAGAGUAAACUGUGUGACCAUUGUGCUUACCACAAACACUAGUUAACACUUACCACAUUGCUGACCUUUAGUCUUCUGUGGCCUCACUUGUGAACUCUAUUUCAAAUAAAACAAAUUUGUCUAGGAA
Biomphalaria glabrata is the source of this 1763-nucleotide messenger RNA. RefSeq lists its product as uncharacterized. The coding region runs from base 196 to 714 and encodes 172 amino acids. The transcript is spliced from 5 exons. Lineage: Eukaryota; Metazoa; Mollusca; Gastropoda; Planorbidae. The record is from RefSeq and is a predicted model, not a curated record.